CUGGCAGCUGCGAUCCAGCAUAAUCCUGCAUACGAAGGCAUUUCCACCGUUUCACAGUGCUGCCCCAAAGAGUUCGCAGUUAAGUUAAGAAAGUGUUUGCAAGAUGUUGGGCGGUCCAUCGUUCAAGAAUCUGACGAGCCCGGAUUUCGGUACUCCGCCGAAAGAACAGAAUGUCCUUCUGCAGCAGUUGGGAUACCCGCAGGUGGCCAGUUUCAAUUACAUGCUGAGCACUGGACUGGAUCUGGCCAUAAAGGAUUUGAGGCCGUUGGAUAUUGUGGCAAAUGGGGUGAAAGUGAAGGUGUCGAUUGGCAAAGCCAAAAUAUUUGCACCCUCUGUGUCACAGAACUCUAUGAAUGUGACUGUGAAGAGUGUAUAUCCUAAUGCGUGUCGUCAGGCCAGAUCCACAUACAAGGGACCGAUGCUUGUGUCUCUUGAUUGGUCAGUCAAUGGGGCUGCACAGGAACCGUUGGAGGUGAACAUGGGCGAGGUUCCCAUCAUGUUGAAGUCAAAUCGGUGUCAUCUGAAUAUGAUGAACCCGAAGCAGUUGAUCGAGAGCGGCGAGCACGAGCAAGAAUGGGGCGGGUACUUUGUGACGAAGGGGCUGGAGAAGUUGAUUCGUAUGAUGUCGCUGAUGAGGCGAAAUUACCCGAUCGGCAUCAAUCGUAGUUCGUUCACGAAACGCGGACCUCUCUUCUCCAGUCUGGGUGUUGUUAUCAGAUCCACCAAGUUGGAUCAAUCUGCUGUGCUGAAUAUCUUGCAUUUCUUGACCGAUGGCACCUGCAAAAUGAUGUUCCGCGAGAACAACAAGAACAUGUACCACGUACCGCUUAUCUUGCUUCUCAAGUGCAUAACCGAUGCCAACGAUAAGUACAUUUUCACCAGACUCAUGGAAGGAUACGAGGAUAACAGUUAUUACGCUGAGUGUGUGCAGAACAUGAUGAGGCUUUUGCACGAGGAAGGUUUGCAUUCGCAGGAUGACUGCAAGAAUUAUAUGGGACAGUUGUUCAGGCUGAAGCUGCGGCAAAUGCCGGCCCACUGGACGGAUCAUCAAAUCACCGAUUAUAUCAUGAAUGACAUGGUCUUGGUGCAUCUCGACAACAUGGACGACAAAUUCAAUAUGAUCGUGUUCAUGACGCAAAAACUGUAUUACGUGCAGUCGACGAACUUGGUGGAAAACGAGGAUCACUUGAUGUUGCAGGAGGUGCUGUUGGGAGGUCAUUUGUACAAUAUCAUUCUGAAGGAAAGCUUGAGAACGUAUAUGGUGAAUAUGGGGUUCAUGCUUAAACAGCUCCUAGCGAAAGAUUCAAGCAAUGUGAUGACGAGGGAAAUAUUGAGGAAGGCGUCGUAUCCUAAGGGAUUCGCGGCUGGCGUGGAGAUGAUCAUCCUGACCGGAAAUCUUUCGAUCAAUAACCACAGCGCCGUCGGCCAAAAUGUGGGAUUGAGCGUGACCGUUGAGAACAUCAACAGGAUCAGAUACAUGUCGCAUUUCAGGGCCGUCCAUCGCGGCGCUUCCUUCAUGAAGAUGCGAUCAACGCAGGUGCGACAAUUGACGCCUGAUGCAUGGGGAUUCUACUGUCCCGUCCACACGCCCGACGGCGCCCCCUGUGGUCUCUUGAAUCAUCUGACGACGAACUGCACCAUCACCGACAUGCCCGACCGAAAACUAGUGGCGAACAUCGCGAGAACGCUUGCUGAGCUGGGCAUGGUUCCCAUGAAGCAGUCCAAUGUCAUCGAGAAGAAAGAUUAUUUCGUGACGCAGUUGGACGGUCGCAUUCUCGGUUACGUAAAGAAGGCGGACUCGUCGGAGUUCGAGAAGAAGCUGAGGUUCCUCAAGAUCAAAGGGGAUAAGGUGCCCAAUACGCUGGAGAUUUGUAUGGUGCCGGAUAAGAAACGCGCUCCACAAUUUCCCGGGAUUUUCCUGUUCUCCGGUCCGGCGCGCAUGAUGCGACCUCUGCUCAAUUUGGCCACGAGCAACAUCGAAAUGGUGGGCACAUUCGAGCAGAACUACCUGGAUGUGAGCAUCAUACCAAGCGAGAUUUACCCUGGUGUCACCACGCACAUGGAGCUCUCGAAAACGGACUUUUUGUCGCACACGGCCAAGCUGAUCCCAAUGCCCGACUGCAAUCAGUCGCCCAGAAACAUGUACCAGUGUCAGAUGGCCAAGCAGACGAUGGGUACGCCAUGCCACAACUUCGAUCUGCAGAUCGACAAGAUCUAUAGGCUGCAGACGCCGGCCUCCCCGAUAUUCCGAACCACCCAUUACGACGACAUGGACAUCGACAGUUUUCCGAUGGGGACGAACGCCAUCGUCGCAGUCAUCAGUUACACCGGGUACGACAUGGAGGAUGCCAUGAUCAUAAACAAGGCGUCCAUCGAGAGGGGAUUCGCAAACGGGACGGUUUACAAAACCGAGAACAUCGAGCUGGCGGCGGAAUGCCAUCUUCAGAGGCCGCCCGAUCAGCUGGAGGAGUUCAUUGACGCGGAUGGACUUCCCUACGUCGGCCGUAGAGUAAACAAUCAGGAACCACUGUACUCGUACUACGACAACAACAAAUCCAAGUACGUGGUGAACAAGUUUUCCGGCGGAAGCGACAAAAUUUACGUGCACAAGGUGCGCAUAGUGCCUGGCAUGAAAAUGGCUAGAAUGGUGCGAAUCACUUACAGGAUUGAGAGAGCACCCAUGAUUGGUGACAAAUUCGCCAGUAGGGCAGGACAAAAGGGUAUCUGCUCCAGGCAGUAUCCAGUCGAAGAUUUACCAUUCACGGAAUCCGGUAUUUUCCCUGACAUUAUUUUCAAUCCUCACGGUUUCCCCUCCCGUAUGACAAUCGCCAUGAUGAUCGAGCUGAUGGCUGGCAAAUCCGGAGCCAUCCACGGCCUCGUCCACGACGCCACGCCCUUCAAGUUCAACGAGGAGGAGACUGCCAUCGACUACUUCGGACGCCUCCUCGAGGCUGGCGGUUACAAUUACUACGGUACGGAGUCGAUGUACUCGGGCAUCGAUGGACGCGAGAUGAAGGCGCAGAUCUUCUUCGGUGUGGUCCAUUACCAGAGGCUGCGGCACAUGGUCAGCGACAAGUGGCAGGUGAGGUCCACCGGUAUCGAAGAUGCCGUCACGCGACAACCGAUCCAGGGUAAGAAGAGGGGAGGUGGUAUCCGUUUCGGAGAGAUGGAACGCGACGCCCUCAUCAGUCACGGCACCUCCUACAUGCUGCAAGAUCGUCUCAUGAAUAGCUCAGAUAAAUCCAAGGUGUCGAUUUGCACGAAAUGCAAGAAUAUGCUGUCCGUAUUCCAUCCAGCGACGGAUAACGCUGCAGGUCCACCGAAAUUGGUGUGCGCCUUCUGCCAAACGAGCGACAACAUCAGCAGCGUGGAACUGCCGUACGUUUUCAAGCUGUUGGCCAUCCAAUUGGGAUCCUGCAAUAUCAAUCUGCAGCUGGACUGCAAGGAGGCGUGCACUUAAAAUAUAAAUUCUCUUUAUU
Messenger RNA from Nicrophorus vespilloides, 3479 nucleotides. RefSeq names its product DNA-directed RNA polymerase I subunit RPA2 (gene RpI135). Gene Ontology annotation, biological process: DNA-templated transcription. Gene Ontology annotation, molecular function: ribonucleoside binding; DNA-directed RNA polymerase activity; DNA binding. The record is from RefSeq and is a predicted model, not a curated record. Gene Ontology annotation, cellular component: RNA polymerase I complex; nucleus. The coding region runs from base 104 to 3460 and encodes 1118 amino acids. NCBI's taxonomy places the organism in Eukaryota, Metazoa, Arthropoda, Insecta, Coleoptera, Silphidae. The transcript is spliced from 10 exons.